Molecule: messenger RNA, 2651 nt
Organism: Truncatella angustata
Lineage: Eukaryota; Fungi; Ascomycota; Sordariomycetes; Amphisphaeriales; Sporocadaceae
Exons: 3
Coding region: 171-2249 (692 amino acids)
Source: RefSeq, a predicted model, not a curated record
GUUGCCGCCAGUUGCAAGCAGCAGCCGCAACCACUUCCAUCAAUCACAUGCAUCGCAUCGCAUCGCGUUACUCAACGCGUCUUUGAGAGUGACAAUCGGACGGUUCACAUUCCAUACACUCAACAACAUCCCCGAGGAGUCAAUGAUUCGGUCACAGGCCGCCACAGAGCAUGGCCACAAGUCGUGGAACGCGUAUGCAGGAGCGCAUGCGUGGGGCAGGACGCCAUGAAGUAGCAGAUGAUUCAUUCGGCUUCAUUCUGCCCGUCGAAGAGGCGUCUGAACCUCCUCUUCCUAAUCCAGAGCCACAGUCCGAGGACGAGCCCACGCCCACAACACAUGUGCAUGCACAUGCACAUGCGCCAACGCCAACGCCAACGUCAAAUACAUCCGCCAAAAGACGACGAUUGGGUGAUGCUGCUACUACCACUAAUGCUGAAAAUCCGCAAGCAAGUCCGCAAAGACAAAAUGAAUCUCAAUCGCAACCCCCGAGCACUGCUUCCAAGGCAGGUCCGUACGAUAUGUUACAGGACGAAUCUCAAGAAACGGAGACCGAAAGUCUAUCAUCAGCGCGCCGAACCACAGCAGAAGCCGACCUUGAGGGUGGAAAUGAAGACAACCUGGGGUCAUUGCCCAAAGCGAUCGCACGACCAACAUCCAGAGACUCCAUAUCCUCCAGAUUAUCGGUUGGGCCGCAUGUUACCGAGGAAGAAGUUACUGAAAGCCCGGCCGCUGCUCCUGGAAGUGGGCAUAGGAGACGAGUCAGAGUAAACACUGUGGCUACGCAAAGCGCACAAUUGCAGAGAAUGGUUAUGGACCAGGAAGCCGGCGAUACAGCAGAGCUCGCGACCUCAUCGCCGUUAGCACGUAAGACGCGGAUGAGCGGUGUGACACCGAGCGCAUUAUCCACAAGGUCGAUACGGACAAUUGGUAGAAGCACUCUUGCCCAAUCCGCUAUGGAGGCCGAUGAACUCUCGCCUGUAUUGCGGCCUUCGAGGAAGAGUAAUAGUACAGCAGGCAGUGGCUCUGCUCGCUCGAGCCUCAGUGCUGCUCGACGAAGCACUCUGGACACGAUGGAUGGUGAGCCUGAUGAACUGUCAUCGCCUGUUCCACCACAAGAACGCCUACGGCCAGCGCAAACGAAAUCCAACCUAUUCCAAGCUGCUUCGCUCGUAGAAAACCGGCGCAAAGCCCAAGAAAGAUUCAAGGCCAAAAGAUCAAAGCAGGCCACUUCGGUAAUCGUGACUGGUCGAGAAUCAGAAGUGGACCCUGACGACGAAGAACAUGCGUCUGAAGAUGUAGAGGUUUCAGAACAAGCAGAAGAGAUUCAGGUCGAGGAAGCUGCGCAAGUUCUUGGGGAAAAGCGGCGUCGGCCUAGCCCCCCAAGGGACGAGUCGCCAGAGCUCGAUGCACCAAGAGAUAUUUCUACGGUUCCCACCAAGAAGCGGCGCCAAAAGCGUUCACAAGAUAGCCCGGCGAAACAGUCACAGCCCAAAGCUGUGAAGCAAAAAAAACAUGGCGAAAAGCCCAAGCGGAAGAGACAUAGUGGCGAGGACGAGCUUGUACCUAUUACUGUUCAGAGGUAUACACGGCGCCAGCAGUACAACGAGGGUGACACGGAUGCUGAUAUAUUAGGCGCUGAGAUUCCUUUUGCGAAUCGGAGUGGCGUCAAUGUUGUCGAUGUGCUCACACAGAUGUGUGACGAGGUCAUCGACUCAAACCUUACAAUAUUACACGAAGCAGCUCUCAGUGCUGAUAGCUCUGCCACAAAGAAGGAGUACAGGACAAAAUUACGGGCACUUGAAGCAUUUCAAGAGGAAUUGCGAACUCGGCUGCUCGAACAUACCAUUGCAUUGGACAACCUACAUUCGCUUAAGAAGCGUGUACGAUCCAUCCAGAAAGAGAAGCUCGCUCUAAGGAAUGAUAUCAUUCGCAUUCGUGCAGAGCGGGAGCAGGUUGCCCUCAAAAUGGAUGCUGUACGAAUACGACACGAAAAGAACAACAAGCAGACCCUCGAUCAACUCAAUCUUUCAACCACCAUGCAUAACAUCGACCUAGCAGUCGAAAAUGGUCGACAAGCUGCUGAACUUGGGCCAAAAGAGCAAAAAAAUGCCGAACUGGCUAAUCUCGAAUUACUGGUCUCGCGCAUAGCGGGCCAAGUGACAACGGGCGAGGGCAAUGGUAAUUUGCAACAGAUUCAGGAUUUCAAUGCAUUCCUAGAGCGAGCUGCAGCUGCUUUGGAGGCACGGUGAAGGCUGUUUUGCAAAUAAAUGCAUUCUGAAGUGUGGGUGUGCAUGCAGAGCCCACAACCUACUACCUACAACGACAAAGAGAUGACUGCUGUAUGUAGCAUGGUUGAGGCUGACCUCUGAAAUCUUUGCGCAUCGCAAUCAAGUCAGCAACUCAAGGGAUGUACAAAAGCACAAGUAGAAAAUGUGGCAUGACAACGCUAUCACGAAGCACAUGGGUUACGAGAGUCUGGACCCGCAAACGAGGCUAUAGCGCGGACCACGGUAGUCGAACUGAGACUUACAUACAGUAGUUGUUGGUCAACUGAAAGCUUGAUAUCCACUAUCCGUAAGGUUACCUCGUUUUAGAACGCGCCAUUGUGUUACGAAACACCUCAAGCUUUUACAGACUUGGACCCUCGAUCA